Labrus mixtus (cuckoo wrasse) is the source of this 2659-nucleotide messenger RNA. RefSeq names its product atlastin GTPase 1 (gene atl1). The coding region runs from base 476 to 2164 and encodes 562 amino acids. Gene Ontology annotation, biological process: endoplasmic reticulum organization; protein homooligomerization. Gene Ontology annotation, molecular function: GTPase activity; GTP binding. Lineage: Eukaryota; Metazoa; Chordata; Actinopteri; Labriformes; Labridae. The record is from RefSeq and is a predicted model, not a curated record. The transcript has 14 exons.
UAUAUCAUAAUAUCUUGUCCUCAUAUCACUCCUGAUUGUUUUGUCCUAACUAACUCCACAACCUCUGGAAUAUUACCGACGGUACGUGAAGGCAGCACAUGUUCCAUUCUCUUUGUAGUUACCGGCCCCUGUUGGCGGACUGUGAGAAAGCAUUUUAACAGCAGACUGGGUGAGGGUUUGAUUUCACCUGGAACACAUUAUUAUGUCAGCUGUCUGUAGGAGUGUUACGCGAUAUUAAUAAACGAUUCAACACAUUAAUCCUUCUGCUGCUAAUCACACCGAGUGCUACUGGACAACAGCGCCCCCUAGCUGCAUGUUGGGACGCUGCAUCACGCUUGGAAUAAUAAUAAAAAAAACCUCCAUCAUCCUCCUGAUGCGAGCAUCGUUUCGGCGGAGCAUCCUCCCAAACCUCCCGACACUCAUGACCGCCGAGUAGGGCCUCUGAUAACACACCGAGGGACACCGGGACUGGAAGAUGGCGAAGCACCGCAAAGAGCGAGACAGCUGGGGUGAGUGGUCCCUCAGUGAUAAAAACGUGUACGACUGGAGCUCAGAGGAGGAGGAGCCUGAUGGACGCGCCCGACCCGUGCAGGUGCUGCUGGUCAAAGACGACCACACCUUCGAGCUCGAUGAGGCGGCGCUGAGUCGCAUCCUACUCGCCGAGGAGGUCAGAGACCGCCAGGUGGUCGCCAUCUCUGUGGCCGGAGCUUUCCGCAAGGGCAAGUCCUUCCUCAUGGACUUCAUGCUGCGCUACAUGUACAAACAGGCGUCUGACGGCUGGCUCGGAGACUCAGACGAGCCUCUGACCGGCUUCUCCUGGAGGGGGGGCUCGGAGAGGGAGACCACAGGGAUCCAGAUCUGGAGCGAGGUCUUCCUGGUGGACAAACCAGACGGGAGAAAGGUGGCUGUGCUGCUGAUGGACACACAGGGGACGUUUGACAGCCAAUCGACUCUGAGAGAUUCAGCCACCGUGUUCGCUCUGAGCACCAUGAUCAGCUCCAUGCAGGUGUACAACAUCUCCCAGAACGUCCAAGAGGACGACCUCCAGCACCUGCAGCUUUUCACAGAAUACGGCAGACUGGCCAUGGAGGAGACUUUCCUCAAACCAUUCCAGUCGAUGAUCUUCCUGGUGAGAGAUUGGAGCUUUCCGUAUGAGUUCCCGUACGGUCAGGAGGGAGGGAUGAAGUUCCUGGAGAAGAGACUGAAGAUUUCAGAGAACCAGCAUGAGGAGCUGCAGAACGUCCGUAAACACAUUCACUCGUGUUUCACCAACAUCUCCUGUUUCCUGAUGCCUCACCCCGGCCUCAAGGUGGCCACCAACCCGCACUUUGAUGGACGCAUUAAAGAGAUCGAUGGAGACUUCCUGAAUAACCUGAAGGUUCUCGUUCCGUGGCUGCUCAGCCCUGGAAGCAUCGACGUGAAGGAAAUCAACGGCAGCGAGAUAACCUGCAGAGGUCUGCUGGAGUACUUCAAGGCAUACAUUAAGAUCUAUCAGGGCGAGGAGCUGCCUCAUCCAAAGUCCAUGCUGCAGGCCACGGCGGAGGCCAAUAACUUGGCAGCUGUAGCGGCGGCGAAGGAUUUGUACAAUAAGAAGAUGGAGGAGGUGUGUGGUGGGGAUCGGCCCUUCCUGGCCCCCAGCGAGCUGCAGGCCCGUCACGGCGCCAUCAGGGAGGAGGCGCUGCAGGUGUUUCGGGGCGUGAAGAAAAUGGGAGGCGAGGAGUUCAGCCGGCGUUACCUGCAGCAGCUGGAGGGAGAGAUCGACGAGGUGUUCGUCCAGUACAUCAAGCACAACGACUCCAAGAACAUUUUCCAUGCCGCACGCACGCCAGCCACGCUGUUCGUGGUCAUCUUUGUCAUGUACGUGGCGGCAGGCAUCACAGGCUUUGUGGGCGUGGACAUCAUCGCCAGUCUGUGCAACAUGAUCCUGGGUCUGGCUCUGAUCACACUCUGCACCUGGGCCUACAUCCGCUACUCCGGGGAGUACCGAGAGCUCGGCGCCGUCAUCGACCAGGUGGCCGGAGCGCUUUGGGACCAGGGGAGCACUAACGAGGCGCUCUACAAGCUCUAUAAUGUAGCAGCCAAUCACAGGCACCUGUACCACCACGCCUUCCCUGGGCCUCAGGUAGAGGAGGAGGCCGAGGAGGAGGACAGGAAGAGGGACUGAUUGGAGCAGGGACUUCAUGUUGAUGGACAGGAGGAGGAGGAGCUUCGUCUCCCAUCAGGCACUCUGUUUUUCUGGCCCACCAUACAUCCCCUGCUUUAACCCCUCGAACAGACUGUAUAAUGUUCAUGAUGAGGUCACAGCGCCCCCUGUGGUGCAGCCUGAGUUCACUGGAUGGACGGUGUUCUUGUCUGUGAACAUAUAUAGUUAAGGUGUACAGACGCCACGCUGAUCCGUCAGCUUCAUAUUACACGGUUUAUGUCUCAUCACUCAUCGCUCCAGAUGCUUUUAAACUAAAGUGUGACCCCCUCCACCUGUGACAGUGGUUCUGUUCUUUACAAUUUAGUGCUCUUUAUAGGAAACAAAAUGUAAGACCUGAUGUCUGAAAGCCUCCAUGUGUCGUGUCAGUGUUUCAGCCUCCUCAGCAUGAUAAAUGGUUAUCUGUCAUCUUUGAGCUCUUAAAGCAGCUUUACUUUAUAAAACUGGAGUUUAAUGGUU